Caenorhabditis elegans is the source of this 1442-nucleotide messenger RNA. RefSeq lists its product as uncharacterized. NCBI's taxonomy places the organism in Eukaryota, Metazoa, Nematoda, Chromadorea, Rhabditida, Rhabditidae. The transcript has 8 exons. Bases 59 to 1315 code for a protein of 418 amino acids. The record is from RefSeq and is marked reviewed.
AUUAUUUCGUUUAUUUCUGACUUCUGUUUUCUUUGACGACGGGCGACAAUUUUACAAAAUGGCCACACUGGAUCAUCUGCUGGAAGAGCUCUUUGAGGCUUGCUCCGUCUUUGAUAAGUUUCCCGUCUCAUUCAACCGCACACUAAUCGAUGAGCUCGUUGAUUGCCUGGAUUUUGAAGAACCAACUCUCACAGUGAUUCGGAAAUUUGUGCGAAAUUUGGACUUCGAAGGCAAACUUGCUCCGAUUCGGAUGGUUAUUCGUUUGCUCGAUGCGGCGAUCAAGAAUAAUAAGUUCCGCAACGAGGAUGAUCUUCUGUUGGAGUUUAUUCAGAAAAGUGAAGCCAUUUUGUCUCGUCCCCGAAAUAGAUUGCUUCUCCAAGAUCUGUUUAAUUUCUACACAAAUCCAGUAGUUUUUGCAGUUCGAGAGCCAGAAUCAUGGCUAGUCGUCAUCCGCUGGGUUAUGAACGAGUUUGCCGACGAAUACCUAUCCUGUUUCCACAUCGAUUUGUUUGUCAAAUUCAUCUGCCAGAUACCGUCAGCUGCAGAAGCCCGCCGCCUUAAUAUCAUUUCUGAAGCAAUAAGCCCAGAUUUGGUUGGGUCAUUUUCGGCUAGAAUUAUCUACAACUAUGCACAGGACUUGACAAUCGACGAAUGCAACACUUUUGUGAACAAUUUUCGACUUUCUUCGUUGGGUUAUCGCUGGCCGGCAAUCAGAGUUCUUCUGAAAAUGAGAGAACUUCACCCAUCUUUGGUCAUUCCGCUGGCACCUGCCUCGUGGACGGAGGAGAAUAGAAGAGUCGACGUCAUCUGCAGGUUGCUCUUUCCAAUGGAUUUUGACACACUUAAAAUGAUGGAUGUUCAAUUGGAGAAUGUGGAGGCUCUAGUCGAUAGUGUCCUCGACUCGCCAGUCGAUAUUGAUUUGAAGGAGAAAAUGCUGGAUCACAUGAAUGAGCGACAGUUUGAGAAAUAUUUCGAUGAAUUGUUAUCAUUUGCAAAGAUUGAGAGCAAUGAUGUGAAUAUCCACGUGACAAGUGCUUUGAGAAGCUUGCCUCAACAUGCAACUCGUCAAAAAGUGGCCCAACUCUUCGAAGCACUCGGUGACAAAAUCCUCGAUCUUGCCUUGAUUCUGAACCUCUCACUUGCCUAUGGCUCAAAUGCAUUUGAUUUUCCCGAAUUCGAAAAGUUCAAGGAUCGUUACAGCAAACUUGUGUCAGAUGCGAUCAAAGCGCCAGUAGGGGAAUCGAAUGCGGAACGGAUUAUCACGGUACUGGAGUGCAUGAAGCUUUUCCCUUGCUUCUUACCAGUGAAAGCUUGAAAGAAGAAGAGACGGCGACGGAUAUUCCUUGGGUUUCUGACGGCUGUUUGUAGGCAGCUUCGGUUUCUUUCAUUUUCAAUGUUGACUGAAAUGAGUAAAUUUUAUAGUAAAAUUUAAAAAUUAGUAA